Messenger RNA from Anguilla anguilla (European eel), 3879 nucleotides. Its product is annotated as signal peptide peptidase-like 2B. The transcript has 15 exons. Gene Ontology annotation, molecular function: aspartic endopeptidase activity, intramembrane cleaving. The record is from RefSeq and is a predicted model, not a curated record. Gene Ontology annotation, cellular component: lumenal side of endoplasmic reticulum membrane; lysosomal membrane; Golgi-associated vesicle membrane. Lineage: Eukaryota; Metazoa; Chordata; Actinopteri; Anguilliformes; Anguillidae. Gene Ontology annotation, biological process: membrane protein proteolysis. Bases 125 to 2188 code for a protein of 687 amino acids.
UUUCUCUGAGCGCUGGAUCAAACUCGACCAAUGAAAAAAAGCACUGCAGAAUGUAGGCGGGGAAUCUUAAACAGCUGGUGGAUUGUGUGUGUGGAGCUGGAAACAAUAAUACAAAGCAGACACCAUGAGGAACGCGAUUGUUCUUAUUUGGGGGAGUUUAUUGAUAAAACAGGUACUGGGGGAAUUUGGCAUGGCACAUUUCAGCAACAAGGGUAAGGGCAAGGGCAAAGAUUACUGCAUUUACUUCAAUUCCCAGUGGGCACGACUACCUCAGGACCUUAACAAAGCGUCUCGGCUCCAGGUGCACGACCUGACGGGCUCCGUGCUGUGCUCGUCCUCCGAGGUGCCCGAGGGGGGCUUCACCAACCGCAUCCCCAUGGUGCUGAGGGGCAACUGCACCUUCUACGAGAAGGUCCGGCUGGCGCAGAUCAACGGCGCCAGGGGCCUGCUGAUCGUCAGCAAAGACAGGCUGACCCCGCCUGCAGGAAACAAGACUCAGUAUGAAGAGAUUGACAUUCCUGUGGCCCUCCUCAGCUACACAGACAUGCUGGACAUCAGCAAGACCUUUGGGAUGGGGGGAGAUGUAGCCAUGUAUGCCCCAAAGGAGCCGGUCUUGGACUACAACAUGGUGAUCAUCUUCAUAAUGGCUGUGGGUACAGUGGCCAUUGGUGGCUAUUGGGCUGGCAGCCGGGACAUCAAAAAGAGGUACAUGAAGCACAAGAGAGACGACAGCACCGAGAAGCAGGACGAGGAGACGGUGGACGUCACGCCCAUCAUGAUCUGCGUGUUCGUGGUCAUGUGCUGCUCCAUGCUGGUGCUGCUCUACUUUUUCUAUGAUCGCCUAGUGUACAUGAUCAUUGGGAUAUUCUGCCUGGCGGCCUCCAUUGGGCUCUAUAGCUGCCUGUGUCCUUUCGUGCGGUCCAUCCCCUUCGGGAAGUGCAGGAUACCUGAGAACAACCUGCCGUACUGUCACAAGCGGCCCCAGGUGCGCAUGCUGAUGCUGUCCGUCUUCUGCGUGGGGGUCAGCGUCACCUGGGGAGUGUUCCGGAACGAGGACCAGUGGGCGUGGGUCCUCCAGGACGGUUUGGGAAUCGCUUUCUGUCUCUACAUGCUCAAAACUAUCAGACUCCCGACUUUCAAGGCCUGCACCCUGCUCUUGGUUGUGCUGUUCGUCUAUGACGUUUUCUUCGUGUUCGUAACGCCGCACCUCACAAGCCAUGGAGAGAGUAUUAUGGUCCAGGUAGCAGCUGGUCCUCCAGAUUCCACUACUCAAGAAAAACUUCCAAUGGUGCUGAAAGUGCCCAGACUGAACUCCUCCCCCAUGGCGCUGUGUGAUCGCCCCUUCUCUCUCCUGGGGUUUGGGGAUAUCUUAGUGCCAGGCCUACUGGUGGCCUACUGUCACAGGUUCGACAUUGUAAUGCACUCCUCGCGGAUCUAUUUUGUGGCCUGCACUAUAGCGUACGGAAUCGGCCUGCUCAUCACUUUUGUAGCGCUGGCGCUAAUGCAGAUAGGCCAGCCCGCCCUGCUCUACCUGGUGCCUUGCACUCUCCUCACUAGCCUGGCGAUGGCACUGUGGCGCAAGGAAUUGCCCAUGUUCUGGACAGGAAGUGGCUUUGUGAAGGAUGUGCCCCAGCCCCCGGUCAUGACAUCCAUCAAGAGCAGCUCACUGAAGCACUCCACUGGGCAGCGAAUGAUCGACUGUGCUCAAAGCCCAGAGCAGCCUGAUGAACAGCCAGGGAUCAGCUGCACUCAAGCCCCAGAGCAGCCUUUUGAACAACCAGAGAUAAGCUGCACUCAAGUCCCAGAGCAGCCUUUUGAAAGGCCAGAGAUCAGCUGCACUCAAGCCCCAGAGCCGCCUUUUGAAAAGCCAGAGAUCAGCUGCAGUCAAGCCCCAGAGCAGCCUUUUGAAAAGCCAGAGAUCAGCUGCACUCAAGCCCCAGAGCAGCCUUUUGAAAGGCCAGAGAUAAGCUGCACUCAAGCCCCAGAGCAGCCUUUUGAAAAGCCAGAGAUCAGCUGCACUCAAGCCCCAGAGCAGCCUUUUGAAAAGCCAGAGAUCAGCUGCACUCAAAGCCCAGAGCAGCCCACCAAUCCUGAGCCACAGGGAGCAGAGGCUACCAAUCAGAGCGAGGUCCCUCCUCAGCCACAGGUGGAGGCCACGCCCAAAGAAAAAGCCAGCCAACCUGAAUAAGGACAGCACUUCAGAAUGCUAAUUUCUCAUUCAUUCCAUUUAAAAUUUUUUAAAUUUUAUUUAUUGUUUGUGUACACACUGGAGAUCAGUUGUACAACAGAGAGGGCAUCAGUGGACUCCAGGUCAUGAAGAUGGCGUACUUGACUUGACCACACCUUCGCACAGACCAAGCACAGCGUCCACCAUGCUUGCACGGCUUUUGGGCUUUUUGUCUUUGCAUGUUUCCUGUCACUGCCGGAGGAGGAAGAGUGCGGCGGCGCUGUCUGUCCUCACGCUUUCCUCACUCACCCUCCUCAUCCUCCCCCUCAUCUGCUUCCUCUCACGGGUCCCAUGUGUACUUGUGGCUUAGCAAUAAUCCCAGUGAAGCCGUGCACAGCACACGAAAAGGCUUCUCACUCACAAAUACCCUUUAACCUGCCAACGUGGGACGGUUCCACUCGCACUUGCCCUUCUACCAAAACUGCGCGACGUCAUUUUAGAAACGUCCACUGCAUUUGCUUUAAGCACAAACGAUCACUUCAGGGUUCAUUCGUGUCAGAAAAGCACGUAUAUGUAGGUAAGCUGUCAGACCUUUUAAAAAAAACAUGUGGUGCUGUUUUGCAUUAGGAAUCUGUGCGAACCAAAGGUACCAGAGUAUUAAGUGUUUAGGAAUUUUCCUGCCUGGCUUACAUUUGAAAUCUGAUCUCUAUUAAGCUUGCAUGUUAAAGGUUAUAAUAAUAAAUAGGUACUGUAUGUUUACGGAGGUGUGACAGUUAAAACCCCGUUUCCAUGGCAACACAGAGAAGGAUGCCAGCGGAUUUGAUGAUGAGCUUUUAUCUGGCCGUAUUCAUGUGCGCAGUGAGACUGAAUGUGUGUUAGCAUUUUCAGUUCCAGUAUCUCAGCACUUUAUGUAUGAUGUGCUUAGGUGUUCUGUUCGUGUGAAAUUUAAAAUGGUAUUUUUUAACUCGGGAGACAGUGAUUACCUGCUGGCCAUGGGAUUGCAAAUUGCUGUUAAUGAGCCAAGUAGUUUUCUUGGAAGGUCAGCAGAGAUCAGUCUCUGAAAUCUUGCCAUUGUAAAAAUAUAGCUUGUUCAUUUGUCUUGACACCAUAGUUUGUUACAGUUCUACUUGAACAUUGUACUUUGUCUGUUACACGUAAUGGAAAAAUACUUGUUUGCACUUAGAAUGUCUUUGAACACCCUUUAAAUCGCUGUGAUUUUUCCAUUGACCAUGCUGAUAUGAAAACCAUUUUACACAUUUUGGCUCAGAGGACAGAGAGGAACAGACACAUCAAAAUGGAUACUUUUCCAUACGUUUAAUGGCCUUUAACCUUUAAGUAUGGUAUUUAUUAUACAGGAUGAGCAGAGAUGGAUUUCUCCUAUUCAUGGUAAUGCUUCGAAAAGAAAAUUAAUAGUUCAGACACUAGAUGGCAGUAUUUCUCCAUUGCAUCGUUACGUGACAGUAACCAGCAAUAGUGAUUGUUUCAAGCAACCAGUGAAGCUGAAUUGCAGUGGCAUGUCUUUCUUUUUUUGGUAGAAUUAAUAUGGGAAAAGAGGCGUCUUACAUGUUUCCCAUAGUUCCAAGAUUGGCCGAAAGUUGGUGUUUCUGGCUGAGUGGCCACAUUUAGCAGCUAGCAUAAGGGGAGCCUUCAUUGAUAAUUGUAUUUAGAAAUUCACUGAUAACAUUGACUGGCGAAAGCCUGUUUUUUUUAUU